AUGGAUGAAGAACAACCGCACCCAACACCCAAUGCAUGGAGCAGCACUUUCACCAAUCCUAAAGAAACAUAUAAACGAAGAAAUCCCAUGCCUGAUCCUCUUUCACGAUCUCCUACACCAACUUUACCAAAAGUUGCAACUAAUGAUUUGCCUGCUACAAGCUCGAAUUCUCACAGAAAUGCUGAAGAUUUGUUUAAUAAAAAACCAUCCUCGGUAUCAUCUACUCAAUCGUCUUCUUACCUUUCUACUACCUCAAGCUUUCAUAAUCAGGAACUAAAAGAAAAAGAGAUAGAAAAAGCAAUCCCAGCACCGUGCAUAAUCAAAAUCGAAAGCCCUACUCAUUUGAAGAAUCAAACUCAAAAGUUCUCUACUUUUCAGAAACAACAAAACAACAAACACCGUUCCAAUUCAGAACCCAUCAAAAAAAUUAUUCAAGAAUCCCAGCUGCCGAAUCCAGACCUUGGUGCGGGUUCCUCCAAGAACCAGCACCAAACACCAGUACAGAAUGAUCAUGCAGGAACUUCUAGACCGGGCAAAGAGAAGAUGACUCUCCUCAAUAAUGCAAAAUUUGGGUAUGGUGUGGACCCAGUUCCGAAAAACAGGCCUCCAAAGGGAUGUACCACUGACAGCAAUAUUUCUAAAGCGGCUCGGUCAGUACAUGCAUCAGAAAAAACAACGGAAGAAAAGGAUAAAAACAAUGAUCCCCACCAAGUUCCAAAGAAUGCCACAACUGAUGAAGCUCCUUCUGUCAGCCGAAAUGAAGGAAUGAAUAACAACUUUCAUAUCCGCACUCUUUUUGGGGACCCGACAAUAAUUCCUCUCUCUGCUGCUGUGAUACCAGACGCAGGUCGUGCUAAGAUUUUUCAGCCCCAGCAACUUCGAUCAAUAAUGCCAGGCACUUCAAUACAUGCACCAACAACAACUAACGAACCAGCGGAUCAAAAUACUCAGGUUAAUAUUGUUGUGACAUCAAAAGAUGGAGAACCUCAUGUAACGGUUACCCACAACCAAUUCUUACCCCCUCCCCCAGCCCCUUCACCCACCUCUGCAUCCACCCCUACUCCAACACCUUCUACACCCUUGCACACCUACAAAAGAAAAGAAAAACACCCUAGGAAAAGCUUACCUCAACACCUCAACAUCCCACCAACACUGGAAUUUGCAGCCUCACCUCCUACACCUAAAAUUUGGAAGUUUGCAUCUGUAGCUGCUCUCACCAAACCAAAACCUAAUAGAAAACUACAAUAUGAGGUUCCAACAAUUAGAACUCGCAAGCCUAUAUCAACAAGAUUUCUCCACCCUGAUAACUCUGUUCGAUCCUACAAACCAAACCAAAAUACCCCUACCAACCAAAGCUCUUCAAACCAAAACCAAUCCCCCAAAACCAAACCUGCUUGGCAUCUUUCUGUUGACAAUGAGAUUGAGGCUGAAGCUUCAGCUGCUGCUAAAGAAAAGCGAGAUGUUGGAUCAAGCCAACACUUGCAAUCAUCAUGA
Molecule: messenger RNA, 1494 nt
Organism: Papaver somniferum (opium poppy)
Lineage: Eukaryota; Viridiplantae; Streptophyta; Magnoliopsida; Ranunculales; Papaveraceae
Product: proteoglycan 4-like
Exons: 4
Coding region: 1-1494 (497 amino acids)
Source: RefSeq, a predicted model, not a curated record